AUGGGUCUGCUUAAAGAAGCAUCAGGCCUGAAGGAGGGAAUACCGGCAAUUCGAUUGGACGUGAACAACGGCGAGCUUGACGCUUUCAUGGAGGACGAGAGCGAAACGGAUGAUUCCUUCUCAUCGGCCGGCGGUAUUUCGCUCUCGUCGUGCCUCGAGGAUUCGUUAUCGUCCAGCCGGACCGAGUCCGGAAAGGAUAUGCUGGAAGUGCUGCUGUGCGAGAAGGGAGCGAUGAAGAAGAAGCUUGGUAACUUUAUUCUUGACCCGCUUCGUCUGUCCAUGGGACCGGUGAUUGCUGUCGGAGCGUCAGGCGAAGUCAGGAAGGGGACGUACGACGGAGAAACGGUCGCUGUUAAAGUGCUGAAAGGGGAGGGUAAAGACCCGUACGCGAAUGUCGCGGAGUUUCGCCGGGAGGUGGUAACCCUAAUGUCUUGCGGCCAGUGUCCGCAGCUUUUGAAGUUCCUCGGUGUCUGCAUCGACUUUCGGCAACGGAUCUGCAUUGUUACAAAGUUCAUGGAGGGGGGGACUCUGAACGACCUGCUCAGGCGACGCCAGGGCAAAAGUUUGUCACUCAACGAUGCAGUGAACGUCGCGCGCGACGUCGCACAAGCCAUGGCGUUUCUUCACAAGAACGGAAUGAUUCACCGCGAUCUGAAAUCGGCGAAUAUUCUCUUAGAUAAGGAGGGUCACGCAGUGGUGGGAGAUUUCGGCGUGGCUAGACUAAAAGGAGAGCGAGGGGAGAUGACCAAGGAAGUCGGAACUUACAGAUGGAUGGCGCCUGAAGCCUUUGGCACGAGUCCAUGGCCGGUCACCCACAAAGCCGACGUCUACAGUUUCGGAAUCGUUCUGUGGGAAGUUUUAACAGGGGGAGUGCCGUUUGCUGAUUAUUCCCCGCUACAAGCUGCUGUGGCUGUUGCUCUUAACGGAGCGCGUCCGACUAUUCCGGAAUCGCCACCGGAAUCGCUUCGCUCGCUGAUUCAAAGGUGCUGGGACAAGACGCCCAAGGAAAGACCAGAGUUCAGCGAAAUUUUGACCGAGCUUGACCGGAUUGCUAAGGGGAUUCAGCAGCAGUAA
Messenger RNA from Closterium sp. NIES-65, 1074 nucleotides. NCBI's taxonomy places the organism in Eukaryota, Viridiplantae, Streptophyta, Zygnematophyceae, Desmidiales, Closteriaceae. The record is from the annotation of a GenBank genome assembly.